This is a messenger RNA of Trichoderma atroviride IMI 206040, 1686 nucleotides long. The record is from RefSeq and is a predicted model, not a curated record. NCBI's taxonomy places the organism in Eukaryota, Fungi, Ascomycota, Sordariomycetes, Hypocreales, Hypocreaceae.
CUUCUUCUGCUCUUCGUCUCGCAUACCCGGUUCAAGCAUCCGAUCUGCGAAUUUACGUUCUAGUCAAGAACUUUUCAUCAACUCCCACACAAAACUUCAACAACCGCCAAAAUGGGUAAGGAGGAGAAGACUCACAUCAACGUCGUCGUCAUCAGCCACGUCGACUCCGGCAAGUCUACCACCACUGGUCACUUGAUCUACCAGUGCGGUGGUAUUGACAAGCGUACCAUCGAGAAGUUCGAGAAGGAAGCCGCCGAGCUCGGCAAGGGUUCUUUCAAGUAUGCGUGGGUUCUUGACAAGCUCAAGGCCGAGCGUGAGCGUGGUAUCACCAUCGACAUUGCCCUCUGGAAGUUCGAGACUCCCAAGUACUAUGUCACCGUCAUUGACGCUCCCGGUCACCGUGAUUUCAUCAAGAACAUGAUCACUGGUACUUCCCAGGCUGACUGCGCUAUCCUGAUUAUCGCUGCCGGUACUGGUGAGUUCGAGGCUGGUAUCUCCAAGGAUGGCCAGACCCGUGAGCACGCUCUGCUCGCCUACACCCUGGGUGUCAAGCAGCUCAUCGUUGCCAUCAACAAGAUGGACACUGCCAACUGGGCCGAGGCUCGUUACCUUGAGAUCAUCAAGGAGACCUCCAACUUCAUCAAGAAGGUCGGCUUCAACCCCAAGACCGUUGCCUUCGUCCCCAUCUCCGGCUUCAACGGCGACAACAUGUUGGCUGCCUCCACCAACUGCCCCUGGUACAAGGGCUGGGAGAAGGAGACCAAGGCUGGCAAGUCCACCGGCAAGACCCUUCUCGAGGCCAUUGACGCCAUUGAGCCCCCCAAGCGUCCCACAGACAAGCCCCUCCGUCUUCCCCUUCAGGAUGUUUACAAGAUCGGUGGUAUUGGAACAGUCCCUGUCGGCCGUAUCGAGACUGGUAUCCUCAAGCCCGGUAUGGUCGUUACCUUCGCUCCCUCCAACGUCACCACUGAAGUCAAGUCCGUUGAGAUGCACCACGAGCAGCUCGUCGAGGGUGUCCCCGGUGACAACGUUGGAUUCAACGUCAAGAACGUCUCCGUCAAGGAUAUCCGCCGUGGUAACGUUGCCGGUGACUCCAAGAACGACCCCCCCAUGGGUGCCGCUUCUUUCAACGCCCAGGUCAUCGUCAUGAACCACCCUGGCCAGGUCGGUGCCGGAUACGCUCCCGUCCUCGAUUGCCACACUGCCCACAUUGCCUGCAAGUUCUCUGAGCUCCUCGAGAAGAUCGACCGCCGUACCGGUAAGGCUACUGAGGCCUCCCCCAAGUUCAUCAAGUCUGGUGACUCCGCCAUCGUCAAGAUGGUUCCCUCCAAGCCCAUGUGCGUUGAGGCCUUCACCGACUACCCUCCCCUGGGUCGUUUCGCCGUCCGUGACAUGCGCCAGACCGUCGCCGUCGGUGUCAUCAAGGCCGCCAAGAAAUAAGCGAUACCCACCAUCAUCAAAACCUGAUGUUCUGGGGUCCCUCGUGAGGUUUCUCCCAGCGGGGCACCACGCGCUCACUUCUACGACGAAACGAUCAAUGUUGCUAUGCAUAUGAGUUCUCGACUAUGAAUCGAGGCACGUUAAUUGAGAGGCUGGGAAUAUGGGUUCCAUCAAAACUUCUCCGGGAAUGCAAAACAAAGGGAAAAAAAAUUUAGAUAGAAGUUCAAUUGACUGACUUCGACCACC